This is a messenger RNA of Phaedon cochleariae (mustard beetle), 633 nucleotides long. Lineage: Eukaryota; Metazoa; Arthropoda; Insecta; Coleoptera; Chrysomelidae. The record is from the annotation of a GenBank genome assembly.
AUGCCGAAAUACUUUUCAGAUACAAUUAUUUUCAACUAUAAUUGGGACCAAGUGGCCCAAGGUUUCUGGAAAAAAUAUCCUAAUCCUAAUAGUAAACAUGUGCUUACUGAAGAUACUUAUGAAAGAGAAGUACGUUCUGGUAAACUGUGUUCCAAAAGGCUUUUGAGCAAAACCAAUAACAUUCCAAAAUGGGCUGAAAGAUUCUUCCAUGCCAAGCAUGUGAAUAUCAUUGAAGAAAGUAUUGUGGAUCCUGCAAAUAAAAUCCUUGUGACAUAUACAAGAAAUUUGGGAUAUACUAAAGUAAUGAGUGUCACAGAGAAAGUUAUUUACCAAGAAAGUGAUCAGCACCCUGGUAAAACUGUUGCCUUGAGAUCUGCCUGGAUAGAUUCUCAAGUCAGAGGCUUCAGUAGGGCAAUCUGUGCCUUUGGGUAUGAAAGAUUCAAGAAAAAUUGUAACAAAAUGGUUGGUGGUUUCAAUCAUGUUCUAGCAAACCUUUAUCCCCUCCCCAAUACCAUACCCAAUACCUUUGCUACAGUGAGUGCUGCUGCCAAACUGAAAGAUGCUGCAAAAAAUGCCUCUGAACUAGCCAAAUCCAAGGCAGUUCCGAUUUAUGCUUCACUCCAUCCCAACUAA